Fusarium keratoplasticum is the source of this 990-nucleotide messenger RNA. RefSeq names its product Pectate lyase B. The coding region runs from base 1 to 990 and encodes 329 amino acids. Gene Ontology annotation, molecular function: pectate lyase activity. The transcript has a single exon. NCBI's taxonomy places the organism in Eukaryota, Fungi, Ascomycota, Sordariomycetes, Hypocreales, Nectriaceae. The record is from RefSeq and is a predicted model, not a curated record.
AUGAAGUUCCUCGGUCUCCUCAACCUCGUCGCGCUCGUCAGCGCCGUUCCCACCCCCACCAUCAAGGAUGAGGCCGGCAACGUCCUCGCCAAGCGUGCCUCCAUCACUGAGAGCUGCAACAUCGGUUACGCCACUCAGAACGGCGGCACCACUGGUGGAAACGGCGGCUCUGUGACCACCGUCUCCUCCCUUGCCCAGUUCAGCGCUGCCGCUGAGUCCACUGGCAAGAAGGUCAUCUACGUCAAGGGCACCAUCUCUGGCGCUGCCAAGAUCCGCGUCAAGUCUGACAAGACCAUUGUCGGUGCUGCCGGUGCCACCCUCGACGGUGUCGGUCUGUACAUCAACAAGCAGUCCAACGUCAUUGUCCGCAACCUUGCCAUCAAGAACGUCAAGGCCAGCAGCGGUGACGCCAUCGGCAUCCAGGCCUCCAAGAACGUCUGGGUCGACCACUGCGAUCUCUCCUCCAACAAGAACAACGGCAAGGACUACUACGAUGGUCUCCUCGACAUCACCCACGCCUCCGACUUCAUCACCGUCUCCAACACCUUCCUCCACGACCACUACAAGGCCUCGCUUGUCGGCCACUCUGACAGCAACUCCAAGGAGGACACUGGCAAGCUCCACGUCACCUACGCCAACAACUACUGGUACAACGUCAACUCGCGUGCCCCCUCUGUCCGAUUCGGCACCGUCCACAUCUUCAACAACUACUACCUUGACAUUGGUGCCACUGGUGUCAACUCUCGCAUGGGUGCCAACGUCCUUGUUGAGUCCACCACCUUCGAGAACGCCAAGACUGCCCUCACCUCCGUCGACUCCAAGACCACUGGCAAGAUCACCGCCAAGGACGUCUCCCUGGGUGGUGCUGCUUCCAACGCUCCCGCUGGUUCCAUGUCCAGCAAGGACAUCCCCUACAAGUACACUCUUGUCGGCAGCGGCAAGGCCAAGAGCGCCGUCUACGGCACUGCUGGCCAGACCCUCAAGCUCUAA